AUGUGUUUAAGAAUUAUUUUUUGCAAUUGGCAAGGAGUCUCAUGCGCUCGUCGACAUCAACGUGUGACACUCCUAAACCUGUCAUAUCUCGCAUUGGUGGGCUCUGUAUCUCCUCAAAUUGGAAACCUCACCUUCUUGAGGACGAUUGAUCUCGGUAACAACAGCUUUCAUGGUGAAAUCCCCCAAGAAAUUGGCAAGUUGUUUCGUCUGCAAUAUCUUUGGCUUAACAAUAACUCUUUCCAAGGUGAAUUUCCUACCAAUUUGACUCAGUGUUCACACUUGAGAGGUAUCCAUAUGUCCCGUAACAAUCUAGGUGGUAAAAUUCCUACCGAGUUGGGUUCUUUGUCCAAUCUCUCCAUCUUGACUCUUGGAGACAACCGUCUCACUGGAACUAUCCCACUUUCAAUUGGGAACCUUUCCAAUCUACGUCUGCUUUGUCUACCGUAUAAUAAUCUAGAGGGAAGCAUUCCCACCCAACUUGGGCAGCUUUCCAAGUUGGAGUUUCUUCAACUGUCUGUAAACAAUUUGUCCGGUAUGGUUCCUACAUCUCUUUACAAUAUCUCAUCAAUCUAUUACUUCUCCAUCGCUGACAACCAAUUGCAUGGAAUUCUACCACCAGAUUUAGGGUUGACCCUUCCAAAUUUACAAGUUAAUUUUGCCGUGAAUUUGUUUACUGGUCCCAUGCCUAUGAAUCUGGGAACCCUUGAUGCUUUAGAAACUCUAGGUGCUUCUGGCAAUUCACUUGGAACAAACCAAGCCAAUGAAUUAAUGAGCUUCCUCACUUCUUUAUCCAAUUGUUCCAAUCUACAAGCUCUGGAUUUGAAUAUUAAUGAUUUUAAAGGUUUUAUGCCCCAUUCUAUUGCAAAUCUCUCCACCAAGAUCACUUGGUUUAGUCUAGAAAACAACUAUACAUCUGGAAGCAUACCUCUUGGUAUUGGGAACCUUGUAAAUUUGUAA
Messenger RNA from Camellia sinensis, 957 nucleotides. NCBI's taxonomy places the organism in Eukaryota, Viridiplantae, Streptophyta, Magnoliopsida, Ericales, Theaceae. The record is from RefSeq and is a predicted model, not a curated record.